Adineta steineri is the source of this 1820-nucleotide messenger RNA. Lineage: Eukaryota; Metazoa; Rotifera; Eurotatoria; Adinetida; Adinetidae. The record is from the annotation of a GenBank genome assembly.
GGUCAUUCAUUACUUAUCAUACAACUUUUUCAUCGAUACAAGAUCGAGUUUCAUUUACAAAUAAAUUCUCUUUCUUUGACUGAUCUAUUUCAACAUCCAACAAUCAUCGAUCAUGCUCAACUCAUUCAUCAAACUAUGAAUAUGACAAAGAAUAUCAAUGACUAUCAUUGGUCUUCGUUACAUAUCAUUCAAGGUAACAGAGAAUGUUUAUCAAUAUACUAUUAACUAUAUUCUAUUUCUCUCUUGUAGCUAGAGCAUCAUUUGCGCAAGAACGUAUAUUCUUAGAUGAACAAAUUCGUUUCUCAUCAACAGGUAAUAAUACCAACGUGUAUGUUAUUCCAUUAUUUUAUCGUGUUUCAUCUAUGAAUGAUCAUAUAUCUAUUUCACGAUUACAACAUGCAUUUCAAUCUAUCGUCAGAAAACAUCAAAUUCUUCGAACAGCACUCUAUCUUGAUGCAAAGGGUACUAUUAUUCAACAUUGUUUAGAUACAGGUGCUAUUAUUAAUGAUAAAAAAUCAUCUAGAUUUUCGAUAAUUAAUCUUUCUGAUGAAGAACAUGAACAGAAUGAAAUUGUAAAGAAGAUUUUGAAUCAAUUAGAUUUAUUUGAUUUAUCAAUCGGACAUGGCAUUAAUUGUCAUAUUCUUCGCCAUCAUCAAUCAAAUCAUUCAUUCACUCACAAUGAUGUUGAUCUGUUGACCAAAGAUGAUCUGAUGUUAUUUACUAUUCAUCAUGCUUGCUUUGAUGGAGCAUCAACAUCAAUCUUCCUUCGUGAUCUUUCUCUUGCUUAUCAGUCUGAUGACUCUUUAUCUAUGGAUAAAAAUACAUUGAAUUAUAUAGAUUAUUCUGUUCACGAGCAUACCAUGGAUAUGUCAUUAUCUCGUCAAUUCUGGUAUUCUCAACUUGAAGAAUAUAAUAUCGAACGUUCAUUAUCAUUACCAGUUGAUCGACAGCGUUCAUCAACUAAUCAACAACGAUCAGGUUUAGCUUCUUCAGCUCAAAUCACUUUUGAUGAUGAAAUAUGUACAUCAUUUCUCAACUAUGCAUCAUCACAUCAUCUCACACUUUUUCAACUUGGAUUAUCCAUAUUUUCUGUUUUCCUAUUCAAAUUAUCUCAUGGUGAGACUGAUUUAUGUAUUGGUUCUAUCAAUGCUAAUCGAUAUCGUAGUGAAUUAGUGAAUAUGAUAGGAAUGUUUGUAUCAACAUUACCAUUUCGUGUUAAGAUUGAUUCUCAAUGGUCAUUUGACGAAGUAGUUAAAUAUGUGCAAGAAAAAUGUUUAUCAAUUCUUCAACAUUCUCAUUAUCCACUUCAAAAUAUUCUUAAUGAUUUACAUCUCACUCAAUCAAAUGUAUCAUUUCUUGAAACAAUGUUUGAUUUCAUCACUAUAUCAAAUGAAGUUAAUGAUUUAUGUUUGAGUGGUGUUAAUCUAGAACAAGUGUCGUUAAACGACUCAUAUGAAAUGGCUAAAUUUGACUUUUCAUUGACCUUUGUAUACAAUUCAUCAUCAGAUGAUAAACAGUUGUCUUGUUCUUUUGUUUUUUCAAGUGAUAUGUUUGAUGAGACAACAGUUACAGUCAUAAGUGGAAGAUUUCAACAUGUUCUAGAACAAGUCUUUUCAUCAAAAUCAAGCACAAAUUGCAUUGAUUUAUAUUGCACAUCUAUAUCAACAGUUGAUCUUAUUCUGCCAGUUGAAGUUAAUGAAGUCAAGAAUACUAUUUUUUGUCGACAAUCAGGUGUUUUGAACGACGGUAAGUCUACUUACUAUUUCAUGAAGUUGGAGACUUUUGAGGUUAAUGUUAAAGUUGAAAAGAAGACAAGAUAG